Messenger RNA from Theobroma cacao (cacao), 2728 nucleotides. Its product is annotated as putative disease resistance protein RGA1. NCBI's taxonomy places the organism in Eukaryota, Viridiplantae, Streptophyta, Magnoliopsida, Malvales, Malvaceae. Gene Ontology annotation, molecular function: ADP binding. The record is from RefSeq and is a predicted model, not a curated record.
AUGGCAGAAUCGUUUCUGUUCAACAUUGCAGAAAGGGUUCUUGAGAAAAUAGCCCUCCUUGCUGUAGAAGAAGUUCGCUUGGCUUUCAACGUCAAAAAUGAUCUGGAAGAGCUUCAGGACACCAUGACCCGCAUCAAAGCUUUUCUUUUGGAUGCUGAGCGGCAACAGCACCAGAAUGAAGCGUUGCGCCUUUCCAUUUGUAAGCUUAGAGACCUCUUGUACGAUGCUGAAGAUGUGAUUGAUGAGAUCGAGUGUGAAGCUCUGCGAAAAGAUGUCGUGAAUUGUCCAAGCACCAGCAUAAAGGUACGAUGUUUGCCUUCAUGCUUUGUUCCUCUAGCAUUCUCUUCAAAAAUGGGUCAUAAAAUCAAAGAGAUCAAUAAGAGGAUAGACAAAAUUGCUACUGAGUGGGACAGAUUUAAUUUAGGACAGCAAGUAGACAACCGACGUGUUAUUCACAGGGAGACUCAUUCUUUUGUGAAUUCUUUGGAUGUCAUUGGUCGAGAUGAAGAUAGAGAAAACAUUAUAAAUCUUUUAAAGGAACCAAGUGAUGAGAGUGGAAACAUCCCUGUCAUUCCCAUAGUUGGAAUUGGCGGUCUAGGGAAGACCACACUUGCUCAAUUCGUAUACAAUGAUGAACGGAUUAUUAAGCUUUUCUCAUUGAGAAUAUGGGUCUGUGUGUCAGAGGAGUUUGAUCUUCGUAGAUUGCUCCAAGAGAUGAUUUAUUCUAUAAGUAAAAAAAAAUGUGAUGAUUCAAAAAUUGACAUCUUACAGACUCAAUUGCGAAGUCUUGUGAAUGAUGAGAACUUUUUGCUGGUUUUAGAUGAUGUGUGGAAUGAUGAUCGUGUCAAAUGGAUUGAGUUUAAAAAUUUAUUGAUGUCAAUGGGUAACUUAUCCCAAAGUAAAAUCAUCGUGACUACUCGUUCUUUAAAGAUUGCUUUAAUAAUGAGUUCGUGUGAGCCUUAUGUAUUAAAAGGUCUCUCUUAUAAAGAUUGUUUGACUUUGUUUACAACAUGGGCGUUUAAUGAUGGAGAUGAGAGGCGAUAUCCUAAUCUCAUGAGAAUUGGGGAAAAAAUUGUAGAGAAAUGUAAAGGAGUUCCUCUUGCAGUGAGAACAUUGGGAAGCUUACUUUUCUCCAAAACAGAUGAAUGUGAAUGGAUUUUAUUAAGAGAUAAUGAAAUCUGGAGACUUGAGCAAAGUGAAAAUGAUAUUUUACCGGUAUUAAAAUUGAGUUACCAUUAUUUGCCAUCUCAUUUGCAACAAUGUCUUACUUAUUUAUCAUUAUUCCCAAAGGACUAUUUGUAUGACACUGAUUAUAUCAUCCAAUUCUGGAUGGCCACUGGACUCCUCGCAAGCUCCAAUCAAAACGAAGAGUGGGAAGAUAUUGGGAUUACAUAUUUCAAGGAGUUAUGGUUGAGGGGUUUUGUCCAAAAUGUCAUAGACCGCGGGUCAUUUUACUGGUUUAAAAUGCAUGAUCUCGCAUUAAAUCUAUCACAAAGAGAGUGUUUAACAGUAAAUCGUCAACCGAUGAAAGUUGUUCAAAAAGUUCGACAUUUGUCAUUUUCUCCUGACAGUCCAUUACGAGUUCCACAAUCUUUGAAGAAGUUGAAACGUGUGCGGACAAUAGUGGUUUCAUCACUUCCAUUUUCAAAAGAAAAGAGGAGCAUUGAUGAAUCGUUUGUUAACGCCUGCAUCUUGAAUUUCAAGUAUCUACGUCUACUUGAUCUCUCCUAUACAUUGUUAGAGGAAUUACCCGAAUCCAUUGGUACCUUGAAGCAUUUAAGAUAUCUUAACUUGACCAUCUGUCAUAGGAUGAGGAAAAUUCCUAGUUCUAUCUGUAAACUUCAGAGCUUGCUAACUUUGCGCUUACUUGGUGUUCCACUGAUAGAAGUACCUGAAAGUUUGCAAAGCUUGAUCAGUCUCAGAUUUCUAGAGAUAACCACAAGAGCUCCGCGUUUAAGGGAUAUUCAACCAGGAUGUUGGAGUUCCCUUCAGUUUCUACUCUUGUACGAAUGUGAUUUUCUAGUAUCUAUAUUUGAUGGGAUGCAACACCUCACAUCACUUAGAAGAUUGAUUAUCCGCGAGUGUGUCAGGUUGAUCUCACUUCCAAGAAGUCUGAAAUUUCUAACCAAAUUAGAGGAAAUCAAAAUCGUUGGCUGCCAAAAAAUCAAUUUAUGCAUGGAAGUAGAAGAAGCAGAAGACCAAGACCUUCACUUGAGCCUUAAAACUUUCUCAGUAUCGUGGUCAGAUGCGUUAACGGAUUUGCCACGAUUGCUUCUUGAAGGAUCUGCUAGCACUUUGCAGUCUAUAAAAAUUGGAGAGUGCGAAAACUUUGAGGUACUACCAGAGUGGCUACAAAAUCUCACUUCACUUCAGAAACUUGAGAUUAGUUAUUGCCCAAAUUUGUCAUCUCCUCUGGAGGGAAUGGAUCGCCUCACUGCACUUACACAACUCAAAAUUAAAGGUUGUCCGACCUUGAAUAGAAGAUGGCGACCAGUUGGGGGUGCAGAUUGGCCCAACAUUUCACACGUCCAAGAGGUUGAGGUAGACCUGUGAAGGAGCUUCCAAUCGGAAUAAAGGAUCAACAGGCUGAUCUCGUGAUGGAUAAAUCAACAACAGCCUGCACCCUAUGGAAGCUUUCACUAUGUUUGCUUCAGAGUCGAGAGCUUUGCAUUCAUGUUAGGGAUUGUGAUUUUAAUUAACUCGUGAGCUUUUUACUUUGUUCGCUUCA